This is a messenger RNA of Dendrobium catenatum, 708 nucleotides long. RefSeq names its product dirigent protein 2-like. The transcript has a single exon. NCBI's taxonomy places the organism in Eukaryota, Viridiplantae, Streptophyta, Magnoliopsida, Asparagales, Orchidaceae. Bases 15 to 542 code for a protein of 175 amino acids. The record is from RefSeq and is a predicted model, not a curated record.
UCCACUCGACCACAAUGCCUAUCUCCAUAAGCAAACGCCAUCUUCUUCUUCUCCUUCUCGUUCUCCUACUCAGUAAAUCCAAUUCAGCGAACCCAAAUCCCAGCGAUAAGCUAACCCACAUCCGCUUCUACUUCCACGAUAUCAUCAGAGGCCGCAACCGCACCGACGUUCGCGUCACGAAGCCCGCCGUGGCCUCGCCGGCGGCCUUCGGCAUGAUAACCGUAAUGGACGACCCACUGACCGAAGCUCCGGACCCCAAGUCGAGGCUCGUAGGCCGGGCCCAGGGCUUCUACGCGGCAGCGGACCAAAACGAGUUGAGCCUCCUCAUGGCCAUGAAUCUAGCCUUCACUGCCGGUGAGUAUAACGGAAGCGUGCUCUCCGUGCUUGGCAGAAACCAGCCCUUUUAUCCGGUGAGGGAAAUGCCGGUGAUUGGUGGCAGCGGAGCCUUUCGCUUUGCCAGGGGAUACGCGGAGGCCAGGACUCACUCGUUUAGUCGCGACGUCGCCGUCGUCGAAUAUAACGUCUAUCUAAUGCAUAUUUAACGAAGGAAAGUACAAAUUAUGUUAUUGUAAGGGAUUUCAAAGCGAGCGCAGUUUAUUUGUGUGCUAUUAAACAUUUAAUAUCGAAUAUCUUUGCGAUUGUAUCCAAUCUCAUAUUAGCCUUACUUUUAAGCUUAUCCGGUCAGAAAUAGAUAGCAGCUUUUUUUGG